AUGGAUUUCCAGGGAAAUAAAGUCCAUGCAACAUUAUAUGAUGGAAAUAUAAAUGCCUUCGAAGACCAGCUUGUAUUGAGCAAAACAUACAUUGUUUCAAAUGCUCUCGUGAAAGACACUAAACCUGAAUAUAAAGCUGCAAACGAACUUGGAAAUUACAUGGACUGCAACAAUGAUAUAAGCAUACUUGCGGUUGCCAUAGACAUGCGCCCAAAACAGAAAGAGUGCAUUACACUAGCAGAAAAAAUUGCCAACAAACCAGUUAUCUUAGCAAACAGGUUGAAAGUGUCAUCCUUUAAUGGUUUGACACUAUCAACUAAGAUCAAUAGCACCUUCUUUAUAGAUGGUGGGUUUAACCAAGUUGCUGAGUUUCGAGCAUGGGUAGAAGCACAUGCUGAAGAGUUGAAUGAAAUUACACUAGAGAAACCAUCUCUUGCAUUAACACCAACAAAAUUGUCUCCACCAAUGCACAAAAAAUUUACUCAAAUACACAAUAUUAAAGGCCGUUUACUUGGGCGUAAGUACUUUUGGAUCAAAGCAAAAUCAACCAUCUUAGCAAAAAAACAAGCAUUUUGGUACAUGUCUUGUAGUAACUGUAAUAAAGUAAGCCAUGCUGAAUUUGGUGAGACCUUCCCCUGUGUGUACUGCAAAUACCCUUCCUCAAAGGCUAUGCCGAGGGCAAAUACCAAUGUACAGUUAGAAGAUACCAGUGGAAUCUUAAUUGCAAGUGCAAUUGGCAGCCCUGCAGAGACAUUGUUGAAGUGUGAUGCUGAGACUUUGAUGAAAAGUUCUAAUUCAGGAUGUGAUCCAAACAUUGAUAAAUUCGUUGAAAUGGAUCCUGAGGAACACCUAUUUUAUGUUAAAAGGAAGUUCAAUGCACUUGCAAUUAAAAGGUUGAAGGAGAUACAAUGCUACACAGAUGUUAGGCAUACUCAGAAAUUACCCGUCAGAGGACAAAGGACAAAAGACAAUUGUAGGACCUUGAAGGGAAAGAAAGUUGCAAUUCCUCGAAAGAAGAAACGUUAG
Messenger RNA from Fraxinus pennsylvanica, 1026 nucleotides. The record is from the annotation of a GenBank genome assembly. NCBI's taxonomy places the organism in Eukaryota, Viridiplantae, Streptophyta, Magnoliopsida, Lamiales, Oleaceae.